AUGGCUUUGCCGAUCGCCUGCACAGUGGCCUUAGUAGCACGCAGAGUCACAUCAGUUGCUGUGCAUAGCUCUUUGAAGCAAGGAGUGUGCUGUACAUGGGCCAUUUUCCUCAGAUGUCGAGAUCUCAGAUGGAGUCAGAUAAAGCUGUUGGUGUGCUGUGUUUCAGAUGGAGCAGCGGAGGAGGCAGGGCUGCAGGUUGGAGACUAUGUGCUGGCGGUAAACGGCACUGAUGUCACAAGUGUGCCACACUCAGAAGCAGCUGACCUCGCACGACAAGGCCCAGACAUUUUAACGCUGACCAUUGGCUCGGAUAUUGGUCGAACGCCUAACACUCCACGACCAGCGUGCAGGGGUUACUUGCAUAAGCAAACUCAAUCCAGUUUGCUGAAAGGCUGGAGAAAGAGGUGGUUCGUGCUCAGACAUGACUGCUGCCUCUAUUACUACAGAAACAAGCGAGAUGAAGGGAAGAGUGGAGCUCUGUCUGCGACGAGUCUGGAAGGAGCGGUGGUGGAGGCCGACACCAGUUUAGGAAAGCCGUUUGUGUUCAGAUGCUGUCCUGUCUCUGGAAACCGAGUUUACUACCUGUGUGCAACAUCAAACCAAGAGAUGAAGAGGUGGCUGGAGGCUAUGGGUAGAGCGGUUCAUCCUAUUACUCAGAAUCACGUGUGGAUGGACGUCACUCGACACAACUCAAAUCUGCCCCCUCUGGCAGUCAAGAACCCAGAAUGCCUUGGGUUACUCCACCAGCUGGACAGGACCAAGGACUCAUGGGUGCAGCACUACUGUGUGCUGAAAGACGGAUGCCUCUAUUUCUAUGCAAGCAUUCGGUCAACCUGCGCGAUAGGAGGAAUCUACUUGCAUGGUUUCACAGUGAGGGAUCAGCCAGUGGGAUCCAGAAGAUCUGCUAUUGAGCUCAGACCUCCAUCUGAAGAGUUUAAAGUGUUCUACCUCUGUGCAGAGAAUGCUAAUGAGAACAAACGAUGGGUUAGUGCAAUAAAAUCGUCAAUAGGAAAAUGGCUUCCACUGCAUCAGGCAAUUCAAGACUACAUGUGUCGCCCACCCGAGGAAACAAGAAUGUGAACAAGACUGAUUACAGGACAGCCUGGAGUUUCUCAACAAGUUUAAUUCAGACACGACCAUGUUCAUACCAGAACAUAAUGAUUUUCUAAUUUUCUCUUACAAUUAAAUCUCUGAAUAUCAUAGUUUCUGCAUUUGAAAUAUGCAAAUACAUACAAAUUAAUAGAACAAUUAAAAAAAUGGAAAUUAAAUUGAUUAAAUAAUCUGCUGUAGAUAUUCAUGAUGGAACCUAAAAUAACUCCAUGUAUAAUAUUCAAGUGUGACAACACAGCAAGCAGCAAGUGCAUGAAGUUGUCACGGCAACCAGACACACUGCAUGCUGGAGCAUAGAAAUAUAAAUAGAAACCUCAGAACUCUGAGUUACAUCACUGUUUUCUCUUUCAAGACUCUAAUUUCAAAUGACGUCUUGAUUCAGGUCCACUUAACCUUUAAUGUGUUGCAUGUUUCUUUGCAUUCAGAGGAAAGUUUAAGAAAGAAUGAUGGCCUGCAUUUCUGUAAACUUUUGUUGUCACACAAUUUGAAUUCUUAUGAUCUGUUUCCCAUUUUCAAGAUUUUCUAUGUAAUGACAGUGCCACUGUUAUUUGUACAUUAUAUGCAUUUUCUUUAUGUUUUUACUGUCUAGGCCAUUUAGUUCGCUUGCGGUAAAAUAUCUUCCCUCUUGUUUUAGCUCAUUUAUAUAGUUGACGGCAAUAUUAUGACUUUUCCUAUUCUUUGUAUAACUAACGAUACAUUUAUGGCUUUUUGUAUUAUUAUUUUUAUUAGUACUCGGUGAUGCUUUUUACAAAAUGUAGAAUUUUUACAAACUAAGGGAAUAUUUACACUUGGUCCCUUCAUGCAUUUUAAUUUGUCAGAUUAAUAAUCAUCAGAUUAAUAAUGUCCACGUAUGUGCCCUGAGCAACCAAAUUCAUUACACUUGGCUGAAAUGCAUCUCAGAUUACAUUCACUUUA
Molecule: messenger RNA, 2025 nt
Organism: Sinocyclocheilus rhinocerous
Lineage: Eukaryota; Metazoa; Chordata; Actinopteri; Cypriniformes; Cyprinidae
Exons: 8
Coding region: 1-1080 (359 amino acids)
Molecular function (GO): protein binding
Source: RefSeq, a predicted model, not a curated record